GCACGCUGCCACCCUUGAAACUGGGCCACAGCCAGACCUGGCAAGGGAGGAGCAGGUUAGAAAGCCAAGGCCGACUCCAAGAAGACCAAGCCUGGGAGCCCAAAGAAGAGGCGUCCCCUUUAAAUGCAAAUCACUCCCCGCGCUCGCUCUCCCCCUCACACACACACACUCACACUCACACUCAUCGCGGGGAGUGGGAGGCGGGGGAGCCCAGGCCGGACGCGGCAGCGGCCCAGGCGGGCCGGCAGCUUCUGCUGGGAUCUGUCCAGGCUUCCUCCCCAAGGGCACCUUGAUCCCUUUGGAACCAAGCCUGGCCACCCACAGACAUGGAUGACAAGAAGAAGAAGAGAAGCCCUAAGCCCUGUCUGUCGCAGCCUGCGCCCUCUGCCGGUGCUCUGCGCAGGGUCCCAGUCCCUACCAGCCGAAGUGCCUCCUUCUCCUUGGGCCUCCCCCACCUACCAUCCCCAAAGCAGCGGACUAAGUUUAAGCGGGUGACCAAGGAGAAGUGCCGCCCUGUGCUCGCGGGGGGAGGGGGUGCCCCAGCAGGCACCCCCUUGCAGCACUCCUUCCUGACAGAGGUGACUGGAGUCUAUGAGAUGGAGGGCGGCCUCCUCAACCUACUCAAUGACUUCCAUUCUGGCCGGCUCCAGGCCUUUGGGAAGGAGUGUUCCUUUGAGCAGCUGGAACACGUCCGGGAGAUGCAGGAGAAGCUAGCCCGGCUGCACUUCAGCCUGGACGUAUGUGGAGAGGAGGAGGAGGACGAGGACGAGCCGGAAGCUGAAACGCUGCCUCAAGAGCAGAAGAAAACUGUGGCUGACCGGAACUUAGACCAACUGCUCAGCAACCUGGAGGACCUCAGCAACUCUAUACAGAAGCUGCACCUGGCAGAGAACGCAGAGCCCGAGGAGGCACCCACAGCCUAAGGGGAGUCUUCCGCGGGGCCCUAUCAAACUUGCUCUCUGCCUCAGUUUCCCCAGGAUGGCUGAGGGGAGCAGCUGGCCUCUCUCAGAUCGAAGGGUAUGAGGAAGGAGCUUCGGCCCCUUCAAGACCUUGACUCUGUGACCUGGCGGUGGGCCUUGGAGAUGUGACCCCCCAGGCCUUCGGAUCCCAAAUACCCAGAGCUAUGACCCUGGCUUGGGACUUGAAGCCUCCUGACCUCAUGUGACCCUGACUUCUGACCCAGGUUGUGACCCACCAGGUCGAAUGACCUCACAUGACCCCAAGCUCUGAACAAGCUGUGCCCGCAGGCCCUCCGAUUUCAAAUGACCCUGGCCUCUGACCCCGGCUGUGAUAUCUCCAGGGUCGCCUCUCCCCUCCCCCUAAGUUCCGGCCGGGCCUCUAGCAGCUGAAUUAAACUUGAUGGACCGAA
Antechinus flavipes (yellow-footed antechinus) is the source of this 1369-nucleotide messenger RNA. It is a transcript of the gene CCDC28B, whose product is annotated as coiled-coil domain containing 28B. Bases 327 to 923 code for a protein of 198 amino acids. The transcript has 6 exons. The record is from RefSeq and is a predicted model, not a curated record. Lineage: Eukaryota; Metazoa; Chordata; Mammalia; Dasyuromorphia; Dasyuridae.